Sphaeroforma arctica JP610 is the source of this 3197-nucleotide messenger RNA. RefSeq lists its product as hypothetical. Gene Ontology annotation, biological process: ubiquitin-dependent protein catabolic process via the N-end rule pathway; protein ubiquitination. Gene Ontology annotation, molecular function: ubiquitin protein ligase activity. The coding region runs from base 21 to 3098 and encodes 1025 amino acids. NCBI's taxonomy places the organism in Eukaryota, Ichthyosporea, Ichthyophonida. The record is from RefSeq and is a predicted model, not a curated record. Gene Ontology annotation, cellular component: ubiquitin ligase complex; cytoplasm. The transcript is spliced from 13 exons.
AGGCGCAACAAUCAGCGUUCAUGGACAACAACCAGGAACUGGUGACUGAAGAGGCGGAGAGUGGUGCUGUGGAUGCCUCAUCCGGCCAACGAUCAGCCAUGCCCCCCCAGACAUGCAUACUCUGCCAGGAGACCUCUGGUGCAAUCACGAUUGGAGAAGAAAAGCAGGACGAGAAAGAGUACAAAGGGGCCAUGGGUCUGUGCGGCAAUAUCCGAUUGUCGGGAUUCAUUAACAAUCGCCUGGUUGCGGUCAAUAGCAAGGACACCAACACAAUGAAAGGCUACAUCGAGCGACAACGCGCCAGUGACGAUCCUGCUCUAGCCCAAUGGAAGACGGCCAUGAAAGCCCAAGAAGAGCUGUUCUCACCCAACGACCAGGGCGGUGAGGCAACCAAUGCGGACUCCAUAUUGCUGAGUGGUGGUGGUGUGAUCACUUCCUGUGGACACGCCAUGCACCAUGACUGUCACGGCCGCUACUUAGCGUCUCUCACCAACUCGAGGUCUCUCUAUGAGGCGCGCGUGUCUCCGCAUUUAGCCGACGCGAGCAAGGGCGAGUUUUUGUGCCCGUUGUGCAAGAAAGCGAACAACACCCUCCUGCCGUAUGUGUGGCAGCCGUAUGUGCAUGACAACGCAGACUCGGCCGCCGACACCAAAGUGUCCGCGGAUAUGAAACACAACAUCUACCUAGACAACGACGACGCCUUCAUGGACGAUGAAUUCAUCAAGCUCAUCCGGUCCCUCCAGGACCCUCUGAAACGAAACGAUCUCCUGGAAACCGAUUUUGCCGCAGAUAAAACCGUUGCUAUGGCAACGAGUGGCUCGGCAGCGGCUGGAGGGACUACGGCCGUCACGGACGCGUCGCCCCUCUCCAGGAAUAUAUCGAGUGCUGCCGGCAUCUUCGGCGGCCUAGGAAUCUGGGGUAUGAACGCACCAGAGCGAGACAACCGGUUUGUGGUGCGAAGGGAAGACCCAGCCACCGCAACCACAGCCGCUCAGCGGAACACGAGCUCUAGAGUAACACGUGUGGCAGCGACAGUCCGAGAACCCAACGCGUCUGAAAGGGAAGAGCACAACACCAGUUGGAAAGCCUUCGUCAACAUGUGGCUGCCCAAGCCCAACAUGUUCUACUCGUUUGGGGUGGCUUGUGACGGCAUCUCAAAGAGCCUGAAGCGCGAGAUCACCCAACGCUCCGUCAAUCGCGUCGUGCGCACAUUUGACUCCAUGGUGGAUGUGCUACAGUACACAAUCCGUACCACUGUGGCAUCGGCCGAGGCAUUGAGUGCUGCUGAGGGCACCGUUAACGAGGACUUUUUGAGUUCUUCGCUCACCUCACGUCAGGAGACGUGUCUGCGGGGGUUGUGCCAUGUGCUGAAUCUGCUGAGGCACAAACUACCCGUCGACACACUCUUCAGAGAUAUAGCCGUGCUCAACAUCGCCACGCUGGUUGCCAUGGGAACGGAGCCUUCCCCCGGGCGUGUGCACGGACAGCAGAUGCACGCACGGAGAUUGCUGCAUCUGGAUCCCUUCAGUGUAUUGACACAGACCUUGUACACUCUAAUACCCAAUCAAAUGAAGUCCAAGAAGUCGGCACAGCACCUACUAGAAGUUCUGUACCUAGCCACGUGCGUCCAGACUUGUGUGGCCAUACACUACACUUUCAACCAUGGCGGUCGCGCAGCGCGCGCACUGGAGCGUGCUAUGGAGACUGCUCACCUGGAGUGUGUAAGCGCAAGUGGAUCUGAUGAUGCUACAUCCAGUGAAUGCAUAGAGGGGCUGUAUCGUCUGGUAGACGAGAGCGUCCACCGCUGCUCGCCCCUGACCUCAACGAAGCCCUACACGCCAUCGGCCGUUGUCAUGGCAACCAACAUGCAGCACUUAGCAGCAUACGCACGCAAGGCGUCUCUGGGCUACCUGCAGUGCACAACCGUGCUGGUCCACGUGUUUAUCGACCCCACACGGGCGAGUCCUCCUUUAUUGUCCGCUAACACCAAAGGGCCGGCAUUGGACGCCGACGUAGACAUGGAUGGGGAUGCGAUGAGCGCGUCCACAGCCGUGCUGGAUGAGACCAGCACUGCGUGGGUGCGCGAGUGUGUGAGCAUAGAGGCCUAUCUGGGCAUCCGCGGGUUACGCAGGCGUGUGCAACGCGAACUGGCCACCCACACAUACGAAAGCACAGACAGCACACAGCGACACCACGAGAGCACCACCGGACUCGUGUACGCGCCCCUGGUCGACUGCUGGUGUGACUCUGUGUACAAGGACCGGCUGCUGUUGGCACCCAAAGCUCCCGACACAACCGUGGACGCUCAGUCCGUGCAAGGGCCAGGCGCUUCGCCAGAGAUGGUGUACAGGUUCAUAGACCAGUCUCCACCGGACAGGACCUAUACAGCACUCGCCAGCGGUCUGGGGUGUGCGACACAAGGCAGCGGUAGCAGACCUGCACUCGCUCACACGAUAGUCCCUCCCAGCACGGGCGAGGGUCGGGCUGCACCUGAGCCUGGUAGACUCACCGCAACACCCGCUCGCUCACAGCCCACCACAACAUCCACACCCACACCCUCGUCCUCGGCCACAGCUACCAGCACAGACGAACGGACCGGGUUCUGGGACCCCAAGCGCGCGCUACUGCCGGUGCGGGUGAAGCAGCUGAUCCCGUUGCCAGCCGACUUCAACGAUCUUUUCCACGACGCGACCAAUGUGAAGUGUGCCCAGUGCAACCAGACCCCUGUAGACCCCGCCUUAUGCCUCUCGUGUGGGGUCUAUGUGUGCGCCAAGAGUGCGUGCUGCACCGUGGGUGGUGUGGGAGAGUGCAACGCACACGCCAGGAGAUGUGGGGCGGGUGUGGGCGUGUUCUUUGUGCUGAAAAAGUGCAUGGUGUUGCUCCUAGCGUCGGGCCGGGGCUGUCCGUAUCCGUCGAUGUACCUGGACUCGCACGGAGAGAGGGAUUUCGGGCUGCGGCGUGGACAUCCCCUUCACCUCAACACGUUCUUAUACGCCGCCCUAGAACGGCUGUGGCUGAGUUUGAGUAUCAAAGACGAGAUCAUACGCCACAACGAUGCCACUGCAGCAUAUCAUCUGAGAAGCUGGCUCGACUAUUAGCUGAUUCAUAAAGGCGAAAUAAAUGGAUAUAAAUGACAAAGCUGAUGUGAACCGAUGAGCGUUUUCAUCUAUGGUGUUUACGAGGUGUCGGAGGUGUUG